This is a messenger RNA of Aphanomyces astaci, 3316 nucleotides long. RefSeq lists its product as hypothetical. The transcript is spliced from 18 exons. The record is from RefSeq and is a predicted model, not a curated record. Lineage: Eukaryota; Oomycota; Saprolegniomycetes; Saprolegniales; Verrucalvaceae. Bases 22 to 3276 code for a protein of 1084 amino acids.
GCAGCCUAAAAAUAUACGACGAUGGAGGUGGUACCCGGCGACGGCGACUCGGCGGCGAUGUCCGCGAGAUUGCGAAACGAACAUGCCAACCCAGCAGAAGCAGCCCCUGACCCCGUCCCCAAGAAGGACGGGAUGUCUCCUCCCGCUUGGGACAACAACCAGUUUACGUGCAUGAUGCAGUCAGAGCUACUGUCGUACUCGUUGGCCGUGUCCGUAGGUCCUCUGGCCAAAGUCAUAGAGGUCUUGGGCACAACGCUCCACAAGCAUGACGACACGCUUCAGCAUUUGCUCGUGCAGUCUGUCGAGAACGCGGACCACCUCGCUCAAACGAACCAGGUUGUACGCGAUCAAGCCGACGAGCUGGAGAAUCACAUGCAAGACGCCAUUCAAAGCCUGCGCGCCGACUUGUUGGCUCUCAUCCAUCCGCUGGAAGCCAAGACCGCCGCCGCGGACGCCGCCAUCCAAGGCACCGCGCAGCAAGUGGAGGCCCUUCGCAGCAGCGCCGCUAUGAGCGACGAUGGAGGCGGCAGCAGCAGCAGCCGUCGACCGGACGAAGGUGCCGUGGCGGAUCUGGCGAAGCGCCUGGACGAGCUCGAGGUGCGGCUCGGGCGCCAACAGGAAGCAACGAAAGACGAACCACAUUGGAAGAACGAGAUGGAGCAAUCGAUGCAGGCGCAGCUGAACGCCAUGCAACAGUACAUGCAGUCCGAGUUCGACUCGGAGCGCCAGCGCAUUCAAGACAUCUUGAACAGCCACGACAAUAACUCGAUCGGAGGGCGACAAGGAGAGGGGAAGCAGCACUCCAUGACCCCCCUGCCCCCCCUCCAUCGAGCACAGAGCCACCCGUCCGGAUUACAAGCCGACGCGCCGGAUUUGCCGUCAAAGUCUAAUGCGGAGGCAGCUCACAAGUCGAAUGCGAUGGAUGGCGUAGCCAAUAUUCACCAACGAUUGGACCAGGAGGAGCAGAUGCUCGAAGCCUUACGCCAGCAAUACGAGGCUCUCCAGGAAAUCGUCGAUCAGGUGCAGGCCGACACCAGACGGUUGGCCGAGCGGUUGGCGACGGGUGGUAUUGUUAACAUCAGUGACCCUAGCGAAGUGACACCGCUGGUCGGGUCGUCGUCGUUCCCUACCAUUGCGAUCGAUGACGUGGCAUCCCCACACAACGGCGUGAUGGAGAUGGAAGUGACCCGCCAAGCGACCGUUCUCGAUGGUCUCAACAAGGACGUCCGCGACUUGCAAGCGCAGAGGUCGGCGCGGCAACGGGAUCUGGACAAACACUUAAAUAGUGUGGACAAGCACCUUCGAGAUUUGGCCGCCGCCGACGUUGUGCACACGUCGCUCAUGGACACGCACAAAACAUCGGUGCAAAAAGUCAAAGCCGACGUUGCCAAAGUGGCCGCCGAUUUGCAAUCGCUUGUGGACAAUCAGGCAUUGAUGCAAGGGUUUCAAAGCACGACUGGGGGAGCGCCAGAUCUGUCGAUGGUGUUUGCCAAGCUCGCGGAAAUGCGACAAGCGCAGACGGACGCCACCGCGACGCUCCAAGCCAACUUGGACGCCCUUGUCGAGCGGCAGACAAUCCACCAAGACGGAUUGGACGGUUUAAUCAGCAAUGUGGACGUGUUGAAUAGCAAAGUGGGCACCCACGACAGCGCCCUCAACAGCCGCGACGACCGCGAUGCCUCUGUGGCCAAGCUGAUGGCGCGGCAGUUGGAGGCGCAAGUGAACUAUCAAAAGGACGCGGUGCAGCGGGGGCUCCACGUGCAGGAGCGAGUGCUUACGACGCUCUUGGACCUGAUGCAGCGCGUGGCGGAGCUGCGGCAGGACGUGGACAAGGGAGAGAAAGGCGCUGAGAUUCAAAACCUGUUUCAAGUGUUUCACCACAUGGGCCCCCAGAUCGCGCAGGUGCUGGCGCUACCGCCGUUGUCCCACGAGGCGUUGCAGCGCAUUGCCCAUGCCAUCGACGUAAAUCAUCUAGCACCCGAGGAGGCGCGGGGACUGGCCGACACGGUGAAUGAAACACAUCAGAUGCUGUCGAGUUUAGAACAACACAACAACGACAUGAUCAAACAGCAAGGGCACAGUCGGACCCAACUGGACGAGUUGUGGCAUGCAUGGAAUGCGAAAAUGCACAUGGACAUGCUGGGCAAGAUCACCAUCCUGUCCAAGGAAUUGCGGGAAUUGAUCAAGCACGGGCCAACUCGCCAGCCUUCGACGACCAACCACGUUGCAAAAUCGAAUCAAGGGGGCAUGUCGGACGCCGACUCGAAAGUGCUCGAGACGAAGCUCGUGUCGACGAAUCGCCGACUGAACGACAUCGAAGACACCCUCCGCGCCGUGAGCAAGAACCUCAUGGCGUACAAGCACGACAUGAACGACAAGGUCACGGCCGGCAACCUCUCCAAGCUAAAGUUUCAAGUGUUUUCCGAAUUGGCCAAGAUCCAUGCCGUGUUGGGAUCGGCGCGGUUCCAAGGAGGAGCCCCCGUGCCAGCCGCGCAAGUGCUCGACGACUCGGAGAUCAAAUCGUCGUUAGAUGACCAAGCCGAGCUGAUUGCCAGCUUGUGCAACGACCUCAAACAGUCCUUGGCGGACAAAGCCACCGACGACGCCGCCGCCGCCGCGGGCGGCGCAAGGCAUUCUCUGUCGAGACUUAGCAACGACAACGACCCGUUCAACGCCAAGCUGGAAGCGAUCACGGAAAAAGUCGCCGAGCUGUUUUUGAGUCUCGAACUGAACCGGUCCAACGCGCAGCCCCGCCACGCCAUCCCCACGUACAACCCGGCGCAAAUGCUCGACAGUUUUGCGCAAAACAUCGAGGCCAAACUGGCGGAAUCCCAAUCGCUCAACCGCAAGCAAAUCCACGACAUCAAGGACGAACUCAACGAUUUGGUGCGGCAGCGCGUGGCCAAGGCGCUAGAGUCCAUGCAAUUUGGUCCGGUCGAUGCUGGCGACGGCACCACGGCGGGAGGAAGCAAGCCCGUGGUGUGCAUCGCAUGCAGUCGCCCUGUCAAGCUGGAAACGAACAUCCAAGAUACGAUUCACGAUCGACUGCCAGCCGAGCCCAUGAUCAAGGUGCCGCACGACCCGGCGUUGGACGUGCCCAUUGACGAGCCAGGCGACGAGUAUCACGUGUACCGCGCGGGGUUUCGCAUGCCUUCAAACGACAAACGACACAACUUGGGCAAGAGCCUACUGCCGCUGCUCAACAGCAUGUCGCCCACAGCAUCACCAACGAAGCGCGCGAGGAAAAAACUCACGAGUCCCCAAACUACAGAAUAGCCCUUGAAAUACAAUAACAUGACACGUAAUUCGGCCAACA